ACAUCUUCCGCUAAGUGUACCGAGGAAGUGUGUAAAUGGCUUGUCGUUUGCGCACAACACAUACGUGGUAGUGAAUCAUCUUCAGGAAGCUUCCGUGAGCCUAAAUGAUGCAUUCGCAGCAAAAGAUUACCGUGAAUUUCCCGCUGUAGCAGUGUUAAGAAGGCUUAAGCUUCCGAGCGGGCCUUGAACGCGGGUUCUAUGGGGAGAUAAUGGGCUUAUGAUGCCAUUUCGUGUCAGUUUCUGUCCUCGGAUAUCUUACACCUUUCAUCAUAUCGCCACGUUCGACCUCAUAUACGACUUUCCGCAUGGUGCUCGGCCGGUUGCCUUGCAUCAAUGUCCAAGCUCAAUGAUGGUACUCAAUCCCAACUUGCUGAAGAAAAGACAGGCGUCACGGCGCCUACCCGUCAACCCAAGGUGUUCCCGGGCUUGCCACUUCCUGUCACACAGGCUAGUACUACAGCAGAUUCAGGCCGCCAGAAGAUCAUACGCGGUCUUCGUGGAUAUUGGGAAUGGUUCAUGAAGCAUAUGGGCACCGAGUCCCCGUCCUUGACCUCUGCCAUUGUCGAUAGUAUUCUUGACAGCGGUCAAGUUCGGCCAAGGACAGAGGAUGGUACCGACGCCGACGUUGACGAGGUCGACGAAAUUGUCGUGGACCGGGAUUGGACAGAGGAUAUGAAGAACUCGCCAGACCACUCGGAAUACACUCCAGAAAUAUCAGGGGAUAGCCACAUGGCUCACAUCGGUGCAGGCACUAGUGCAAGCGUCGGACAUGACAGUACCACGUUCCGAGAUGAUGGUGGCCCCUUCCGCCAAUUUCUCAUUCUUCUCCGCUGGGAAGUUUGGCCGGCAGUGCAUAAAUUCUUUCACGUUCACUUCAAUGAUGAAAAGACGGAAGAACGAUAUCAGGGGGAGCGUUGGUGUAUUAGAAAGCUAUUAGCAAUUUGGUCGGCCAUAUUUUUCAUCGCCAACUGGGUCAUUGGAGCGUCAACAAUUGCCACGCCUAUUACCGUGCUUGAUAAAUCAUGGAUAUGGGGUUUCAUACCUGCGCAUACAAUUCCUCUCCUCUUCUUGGUUAUAUUCGACUUCCCACGCGACCGUCCAAUACCUUACCAGUUGCUUUUGAUGAUCUCGACUUGGUCAUGGUGUUUGUAUGAGAUUGUGACAAUAUAUGUGUGUGGAUAUUAUAGUGUAGAUAAUACAUGCGGAACAAAGGAUUUUCUCGGAACAUUCUACUAUACCUCUGCAUUACAAACUAUCGCACUUUUUGGGAUGAGGAUGGAUAGAAUUGCCGCUAUGGUGGGGUCACUGUCAUUCUUGAUCAUCUCAAGUACUCUCAUCCUGCCAUAUAAGCCAAUAUGGACCAAACACAUGCUUAAUUUUCUCCUAUACCACACAUUCCUCCUGUUUGUGCAUUACAUGCACGAGAAUUCCGAACGGCGUCUCUUUAUUCUCCGAGAGCAACUCAAAGGCCAGUAUAAGGCUACCCAGAAGGCUCAAAUCAAUGAGCGAAAAGAAGCAGACUCCAAGAGGAGGCUUACGUCAUACGUCUUCCAUGAGGUCCGAGUACCCUUGAACACAGCUCUUCUCGCCGUGCAGAAUAUGGAGGCAUCAUGCGCCGUAUCUAAAGCGCAAGAAAUAGAGUUUAUGGCAUUAGGGGGCAGCUUGGUUAUGAUGUCCAAAGUUCUUAAUGACAUGCUUGACUUUAAUCGCAUGGAUAGCGGUCGGUUUGAAAUCUUGUCUAAACCUUACGCAUUUCAUGCUGUCAUGCGCUCGUUGUUCAUCCCACUGCGCAUGGCAACAGACGCCCGUAACCUUGAACUCGUGACUUGUCUCGACGAAUCUAUCGACAAGGUCGCGCGACAAGCAGCAUACGAGGCCGCAGGCGAAAACAUGACAGAAUUCGAGAAGUAUUUGAAUAACAAGGAGGACGGUAUCGUUCUCGGGGAUGCUACUAGGCUGCGACAGAUCAUCAACAAUCUCGCAAGCAACGCCUGUAAAUUUACUCCUGCGGGAGGAAGGGUGAUAUGUUCUACACGCCUGAUAUUCCCUACACACCCAGCGCCACAACCUUCCGACAAUCCAAGACCAAAGAUUGAUAUGGGCGAAGAUGCGAUCGAGGAGGUACUCUGCGCUCCUGCUGAUGAUCCUGACCCUCCACAUGAUCCGAUGGGGAGUGGGGUACAAGUCGUGGAAUCCUCAACAAAGAAGGGCCCACUGAAGCAAAUCGUUGUGCGGAUCGAAGUUAGUGAUACGGGACAUGGAAUUCCGCCCAGGGAGAUGGCACAGGGCAAGCUAUUUUCUGCAUUCAAUCAGACAGAACAAGGUAGACAACAAGGCGGCAAGGGCACUGGUCUCGGCUUGGCCCUCGUCCGCCAGAUUGUGAGGCUGAGCGGCGGUCGGCUAGGCCUGCGUUCUAAAGUCGGUCAUGGGUCGACGUUUUGGGUUGAGCUACCGCUGGGAGUGGGAGUUAAAGUAGUCGAUGAACCAGACCCGGAGUCGACUCUGCGCGAGAAGCAACGAAAUUUUGAGUUAGCGGGGCCACUAUCAGUGGAUCUUCUGACAAGCCGUGCCCCAACGCAGGCUGUCUCGACGAACAUUACACAGACCAUGAUGGAUAAAGGGGGCCUGGUGCAGUUUAAUUUACCAAAUGCAACUGACGGCUCUGAAUCUCAUGUGUUCACCCGAACAACCAGUGAACUCUCGUCAGCCGCCCAACCUGGUCCUCCGCUGCCCACUCCACCCAUUGAUGGUUCUGGUGAGAACCUGGGUAGUCCGGGGAUGUUCUCUCGAAUGGAAAACCACUCAAUCGACAGCUCACCUACAGUCGUUGCAGAUUCGCCGAAGAGCCUUGUUGAUGCUACUCCGCUGCCAGCUAUUCCAUCUAUGUCAACUCGUUCAGAUCCACAAGUUCGAAAGCCGUCGCUAGUUUCCCAAACAUCGGGGUCUCAACCACUGCCCGUGAGUCGCAAGGGGUCCAUGGCUGGUUUUGACCCACCAAUCAUUGUUUUGGUCGUUGACGAUGACCGUCUCACUCGCACCGUCAUGUCUCGAAUGCUGACGAGAUUGGGAUGCAACGUCUCAACCGCUGAGAAUGGUGAGAUUGCGUUGGAAAUGAUUACCAGCGGAACUCCGAAGACCGAUUAUGGACCUAAUUCCAGAGUCUUUGACUCUAGUCAUGACAGUGAAAAGGACCAAGGGGCUGAGGAUGGCGAAGUUAGUUCAUAUGAUGUUGUCUUUCUGGACAAUCAGAUGCCAAUUAUGACUGGUUUGGAGGUAGUCUCCAAACUUCGAGAAAUGGGUAGAGGCGAUUUCGUCGUUGGAAUUACCGGUAAUGCGCUCAUCAACGACCAAAAAGAAUACUCCGAGGCGGGUGUAAACCACAUCUUGACAAAACCUGUCUUUGAAUCAAGCCUAGUGAAAAUGCUGACAAUAGCAAACGAGCGGCGAAGGAAAUGACGAGCUUAAUGCCGGUGGGCCUCUUUGGCCUCUUUGUCUUUCAUCAACCCAUGGACGAUCUGUUUUCUUUUAUCUUGGAUUUUUCGCGCAUAGAGUCGUGCAACAUUUGCCAUUUUACAUCUUUUGGGCUAUCUUUAUUUCACUCCCGUAUACACGCUAAUCACAUUGCUAUCGUUGCUGUCUGUACUUGAUGUUUUCUGGUGUUUAGUUUUGUAUCUUGAUGUCGUGCAGCAGUUUA
This is a messenger RNA of Suillus clintonianus, 3694 nucleotides long. RefSeq names its product Tco5, signal transduction HAMP domain histidine kinase. The transcript has 21 exons. Gene Ontology annotation, molecular function: phosphorelay sensor kinase activity; histidine phosphotransfer kinase activity. The coding region runs from base 334 to 3456 and encodes 1040 amino acids. The record is from RefSeq and is a predicted model, not a curated record. Gene Ontology annotation, biological process: phosphorelay signal transduction system; protein autophosphorylation. NCBI's taxonomy places the organism in Eukaryota, Fungi, Basidiomycota, Agaricomycetes, Boletales, Suillaceae.